CGACGAGAACAAACCGUACUCAGCCUGGGUCCGGCCAAGACAGCGUCGAGUCCUGGGUGGAUAUGGAGAAUAUAUGAGAAUGCCGAUUAAUCCAUCCACCGGAGUACUUCACACUCUCGUUCUUUCCCCGGGGUGCUUUCUUGAACCUUCUUUGUCCCUGAUUUCCUUCCCCAUAUUUUGUGGAUCAGGGACGAGAACAAACCGUACCUGGCUUGGAUCCGGCCAGGACAGGGCCGAGUCCUAGGUGAUAUGGAGAAUAUAUGAGAAUACUUAUUACUCCAUCCUCCGGAGUACUUUAUACUCACUCUUUCCCCCCAAUGCUUUCUUGAUUCCAUCUUUUCCUUGAAUUCCAUCUUUUCCUUGAAUCCCUUCUUUGUCCCUGAUUUCCUGAUUUCCUUCUUUGUCCUCAUACCGUCAAGAUGUGGACAACAACAUGCGGCAUGUCGGGGCGGGUGCUCCGGGUGUCUAUUACCUUCGCGGCCGUCAUGGGAUUCUCGCUCUUUGGCUACAAUCAGGGUAUGAUGUCAGGCAUCAUCGCUGGCGACGAGUUUACGAAGUCAUUUGGCGCCCUCGCCAUGCCCGAGAAUCCUACGGACUCGGAAGACCGACACGUAAACGUCCUCCGCGGUGCUGUCACGGCCUGUUACGAGAUUGGCUGUUUCUUCGGCGCCCUGUUCUCAAUGUUCUACGGUGACAAGAUUGGCCGCACUCGGUUGAUCCUUGCUGGUUCCAUUGUUCUGUUGGUCGGUGCCGUGAUUUCGACGGCUGCCUUUGGCGAUAAGUGGGGUCUCGGUCAGUUCGUCAUCGGCCGUGUUAUUUCGGGCGUUGGAAACGGCAUUAACACGGCCACGAUCCCCGUCUGGCAGGCGGAAUGCUCUGGCGCUCAUAAUCGCGGUUUCCUCGUCUGUUUCGAAGGUGCGGUUAUCGCUAUUGGCACCUUCGUCGCCUACUGGGUGGUCUUUGGUCUCUCCUACGUCUCAGACACCGUCCAGUGGCGAUUCCCCAUAGCGCUCCAGGUUUUCUUCGCUCUGAUCGUGGCCGCCGGUGCCCUCAUGCUCCCGGAUUCCCCUCGGUGGUUUGUGAAGAGAGGACUUGACAAAGAGGCCUGCUACGUUCUGGCUAAGCUCAAGGACACCACACCGGACUCCGAUGCCGUCCUUACCGACUUCAAUUUCAUGAAGGCAGACGUGGAAGCCUCGAAGGCCUCAAAGGUGGGCUUGAAGGCGAUAUUCACGUUUGGCAAGACCCAGGAAUUCCAGCGCAUCCUUGUCGGUUGCUCCGGCCAGUUCUUCCAGCAGUUCACCGGCUGCAACGCCGCCAUCUACUACUCGACGCUGCUUUUCGAGCAAAACCUGGGUCUGGAACGCCGGCUGGCUUUGAUCCUGGGUGGUGUCUUCGCCACCGUCUACGCCCUCGCUACCAUCCCGUCCUUCUUUAUGAUUGAGAAGGUUGGCCGUCGCAAGCUGUACUUGAUUGGUUUCCUUGGUCAGGGGCUCAGCUUUCUUAUCACAUUCGCUUGCUUGAUCAAUCCGACCAAGGAGAACUCCAAGGGUGCUAUCGUUGGGAUCUUCCUUUUCAUCACUUUCUUCGCCUUCACCCUCUUGCCGCUACCCUGGAUCUACCCGCCGGAGAUCAAUCCGGUCCGCACCCGUACAGUGGGCGCCGCGGCGUCGACUUGCACCAACUGGAUCUGCAACUUCGCCGUGGUCAUGUUCACACCGGUUUUCGCUGCCUCGAGCGGAUGGGGAGUUUAUCUCUUCUUCGCACUGAUUAACUUUAGCGCUAUCCCAUUCGCCUGGUUCUUCUACGUGGAGACGGCUGGUCGUGAGCUCGAGGAGAUCGACAUCGUCUACGCCAAGGCCCAUGUCGAAGGGAAGUGGCCGUACAUGGUCGCCGACGACAUGUCCAAGCUCGAUUUAGAGCAGAUCACCCAGCAAUCUCGAGAGCUGGGCUUGGAUACCAGUGAUCCUUCCGAACCUGAGAAGAACGAGCUCGGCCUCAGCAGCGAAGAUAGCAAGGAGGCCCCGAAACAGCUGUAGCUGCAUAUUUUACACCGAAAAAUAAAGGCCAUGUCGGGUCAGGUCGUUGGCCUGACUCGGUCGUUGAUGCGCCUAUCUCCUCACAACGUGGA
This is a messenger RNA of Eremomyces bilateralis CBS 781.70, 2131 nucleotides long. RefSeq names its product sugar transporter STL1. NCBI's taxonomy places the organism in Eukaryota, Fungi, Ascomycota, Dothideomycetes, Eremomycetales, Eremomycetaceae. Gene Ontology annotation, cellular component: membrane. The record is from RefSeq and is a predicted model, not a curated record. Gene Ontology annotation, molecular function: carbohydrate:proton symporter activity. The transcript has a single exon. Gene Ontology annotation, biological process: transmembrane transport; carbohydrate transport. Bases 420 to 2039 code for a protein of 539 amino acids.